Messenger RNA from Seminavis robusta, 600 nucleotides. Lineage: Eukaryota; Bacillariophyta; Bacillariophyceae; Naviculales; Naviculaceae. The record is from the annotation of a GenBank genome assembly.
AUGGCGAUUGCCGUAGACGACUAUAAAACGGCGCCCAAGGCGCUUCCCAUUUCCAUUGAAUGGAAGCCCUUUAUGAUUGACCCCGGAACGAAAAGAGAAGGCGAAGAGUACUUGGCGUACAAUCGACGGCGUUGGGGUGGCGAUGGAUGGACCCAUAGUAUGAAACGAGAGGGACGCAAGAUUGGCGCCAAUUUUGACAAUUGGAAGUGGUGGCCCAACACGACAAAGGCACAUCAGCUGGUGAGCUACUUUGCACAGAGAGGAGGCGACACGAGUCGCUCCAAUCAAGCUCUCUUUGAGGCACUGUACGAAGAAGGCAAGAAUCUGUCUUUGAUUGAUACGUUGGUAGAAAUUGCCGUGGAAAAGCUGGACCUUCCUCCUUCGGAACGAGAGGAUCUGAGAGCCUUUUUGGCACAAGACAAGGCUGCAAAUGAAGUGCAACACGAGAUUGAUCAAGGUCGACGAAAGUAUCGAAUCUCGGGUGUUCCCUACUUUGUCAUUGGAAAGAAGAACCGUGGCAAAGGAGAGAAACCUUAUGGCUUUUCGGGAGCACAACCACCGGAAACAUUUCUAGAAAUUUUCCAAGAACUCGAAGAGUAG